GAAAAUUCCCGGAUGCCCGACCAAGAUGUACGAGCAACUGGCAAGGCCCGGCUAUACACCCACCGCGUCUUCGACCACUCGAUUUACAGAGCUUGCGGCCCAUUACGAACCCGCUUUGUCGAUAAUUCACCCUCACGGAGCACGCACGUUGAUCCUCAACGGCGAAGACGUACUGGCCGCGUUCUGCAAGCAGACGGCUUCACGGCGCCCUUCUAAGAGAUGGGAAAGGAUGUGUCCAAGACAGGAUACAGAGGCUGAGUGUGAUGUCACAAACCACCCUCAAACCUCUUUGCUGCGGGCCAUGGAAAGCGGCAGAGCUGUCAAUGGGGCUGCGGGUGGACUACAGCUGCGUUUCGACUGAUGUCGGCGCACGUGGAGGAAGAUGAGUACACGAAGGACAGGAUGUGUGGAAGCGGGCGGUUGCAGUCUAGCACAAGGACAAAUAGGCAUGUAUACCCAGCACCGUAUGACAUUG
Zymoseptoria tritici IPO323 is the source of this 475-nucleotide messenger RNA. RefSeq lists its product as uncharacterized. The transcript has a single exon. Lineage: Eukaryota; Fungi; Ascomycota; Dothideomycetes; Mycosphaerellales; Mycosphaerellaceae. The record is from RefSeq and is a predicted model, not a curated record. The coding region runs from base 26 to 361 and encodes 111 amino acids.